GUGUGAAUCAUGGACUCUGUGUGUAGAAGAAGGUGGUACCUUCAAUUGGGCUGUAUAUUGAUAGUGAAUUUGGUUUAUGCCAAUCCAGAAUAUCAGAAAGAACCUCCUGGAAGCCUGGGUGAGAUUGACCAUCACUGCUGGGAGAUCUCCUCUCACAGGCUGGUGGAAAUGAAGAAACUCAAGGUAGCAGAUGCUAUCAUUGCUCUCUGGGAUUUCAUGAUGUUCCUAAAAGAAUCACCAAAGGCCAAACAUAAUGAACUCUUCAAUGACUUAGCCCAGAACUUCUGGGAUAUGUAUGUAGACUGUGUGCUUUCAAGGUCCCAUGGAAUGGGUAGAAGACAGUUACUAUCUCCCAACUAUUUUUCCACAUACCCACAGAGAACCUCACAAGGGUCAGACUUCUCAAAACAUCAGUUUUAGGCCAAAAUGGGAGAAAAAUGAAGAUACCUCAGCAAGAUGACAUCAAACUGAAGGAAAAGAGCCUGCUUGUCAAAAGCACAGCCUGUACUGUAAUUGUUUAUGAGCAUUGUUCCUUUGAUGGGUUUUGAAAUUUUGUUUUAUGUUGUAUGAGCACAUGAUAAUUGAUAAGUACUUCAGGUGUGUGUUACCAACAUGUUCCCCUUUCUUUAAAUGUACCAAGGUUGCCUCCCCCCCCCCCGCUGCACGUGUGAAUGCUUUAUGUAUUUUGAGUCAAUAUCUGUGUUCUCUCAGGUAAACCUGUUUAAACUAGUGUUAUAUUUUUGUAGACAUUCAUCUUUCAAAUAAUUCUUUUUUAAAAUGUUAACUGCAAUGGAAACCCAAUAUAUUUUUAUACAUUAAACAACAGAGUGAAAUGGCAACAAGCAUAUUUUAUACAGUAUCUUGCAUAUGAAAUGGAUUUCAGUUUUAAGAUCUGCAAAAAAGUACCAAUA
Molecule: messenger RNA, 911 nt
Organism: Chrysemys picta bellii (western painted turtle)
Lineage: Eukaryota; Metazoa; Chordata; Testudines; Emydidae
Source: RefSeq, a predicted model, not a curated record